AUGUGUUUGCAAGCGCUGUCACCUAUUCCGUACCCGGAGGACACCCAACAUACCUUCCAACAGGCGCUGAAUCGACUUGAUUCGGUACUCAAUCCCAAGCGAGCUUCGUAUCUUGUCUUGCGUGUUGAAGGUUCAUUGGUCGCAAUCACAUUUGUUCCAUAUGUUGCCAUCGUUAAUGACAAUACUGCGUUACUGGAAAACCGACAGCUCCUCCUCGAAACGCUAGGCGAGCAGCACUUCUCGGCGUCAAUAAUUUGCAAAGAGAUGGGCGAAGUUGUAGACGCACGGUCCUGGGAUGAACGGAGCGGCGAAGGGCACUCUUGGAAUCGCGAUUAUGACGAGCGCGCAGAUGGUUGUGAGAGGGAUGACGAGACUACAAGCGGUGUGCACGACCUCGGGUACAAGAAGAACAAGUGUCGACUGUGUGACCGACGGAUGAAGAACAAUAUCGACGACGCCGCUCUCAGUGCACUCAAAAGUCUCGUUGAAGGCGGAGGCUGUUCCGUCAACGUAUCCACAGAGAUCUUGCAGCUCAAUUUCCGCGCUAACGACCUCGCCCCAGCGGAUGUCGCAUCUCGAUUGCCUACAGACAAGCCAAGCUUCACUUUCUACCGUCAUGCCUCGAACCAUCGUCUCUACUUCAUCUUCUGCGCCCCAGACAGCGCCAACGUCAAAGAGCGAAUGAAGCAUACGAUGGCAAUUCCCGGCCUUAUCAACAUCAUCGCAAAGGACAACAGUGUCAGUGUUGACCAGAAGCUUGAGAUCCACGAUCCGGAAGAAUUGGACUUCGAGCAAAAGGAUGAGCGGAUCGGAAAGUUCAGGUCGAUGUACUUGAGAAAUGAAUGGGCAGGCACAGAAUCGCAAUGGGCGGGUAUGGAGGCGCAGCAGAAGAUUUUGGAUGCAAUCCGUUGA
Messenger RNA from Paraphaeosphaeria sporulosa, 912 nucleotides. RefSeq lists its product as uncharacterized. The transcript has 2 exons. The record is from RefSeq and is a predicted model, not a curated record. Gene Ontology annotation, cellular component: actin filament; cytoplasm. Gene Ontology annotation, biological process: barbed-end actin filament capping; actin filament depolymerization. Gene Ontology annotation, molecular function: actin monomer binding; actin filament binding. The coding region runs from base 1 to 912 and encodes 303 amino acids. NCBI's taxonomy places the organism in Eukaryota, Fungi, Ascomycota, Dothideomycetes, Pleosporales, Didymosphaeriaceae.